Molecule: messenger RNA, 2886 nt
Organism: Nomascus leucogenys (northern white-cheeked gibbon)
Lineage: Eukaryota; Metazoa; Chordata; Mammalia; Primates; Hylobatidae
Gene: SKIDA1
Product: SKI/DACH domain containing 1
Source: RefSeq, a predicted model, not a curated record
UGCCCGAGAUGGGAGACCUGAAGUCAGGUUUUGAAGAGGUGGAUGGCGUGAGGCUCGGCUACCUCAUCAUUAAAGGAAAGCAAAUGUUUGCCCUCUCCCAAGUCUUCACAGAUCUGCUGAAAAACAUCCCGAGGACGACCGUGCACAAGCGCAUGGAUCAUCUGAAAGUGAAGAAGCACCACUGCGAUCUGGAGGAGUUGCGGAAACUCAAGGCAAUCAACAGCAUCGCCUUCCACGCCGCCAAAUGCACGCUCAUCUCCCGGGAAGACGUGGAAGCGCUCUACACCUCCUGCAAAACCGAGCGCGUCCUCAAGACCAAGCGCAGGCGGGUCGGCCGGGCCCUGGCCACAAAGGCGCCGCCGCCAGAGCGCGCCGCGGCCGUCAGCCCCCGCCCGGGAUUUUGGAAGGGCAAGCACCAACUUUGGCGGGGCCUGAGCGGAGCCGCGCGGCCCCUGCCAAUCAGCGCGCAGUCCCCGCGCCCGGGCGCCGCCGCAGCGCGCCCCGCCGCCCAUCUACCUCAGAUUUUUAGCAAAUACCCCGGCUCGCACUACCCGGAGAUCGUGCGCUCGCCGUGCAAACCCCCUCUAAACUAUGAAACUGCCCCGCUCCAGGGAAACUACGUCGCCUUCCCCUCGGACCCUGCUUAUUUUCGGAGCCUGCUGUGCAGCAAACACCCGGCAGCCGCCGCCGCCGCCGCCGCUGCCGCCGCCGCCGCCGCCGCCGCCGCCGCCGCCUAUUACCAGGCAUCGGCGGCCGGGCCCCAGCCCAAGACAGCGGCGGGCGCCGGAGGCCCGGGGAGCCUGAGCUACCGCUGCAAGCGCAAGCGCGGCGGCGCCAAGGACUGCCUGCUCGCGCCCCACGCCGGCGCGCGGCGCCUGCUGCUGCUGCCCAGGUCCUACAAAGCCAAGGCGGCAGCGGCGGCGGCGGCGGCGGCGGCGGCAGCGGCGGCAGCCGCCGCCGGGGCCACUUGCCUGGAGAGGUUUCAUCUGGUCAACGGCUUCUGCCCGCCUCCGCACCACCACCACCACCACCACCAUCACCACCACCACCACCACCACCGGGCCCAGCCGCCGCAACAGAGUCACCACCCCCCUCACCACCACCGGCCGCAGCCCCAUCUGGGCAGCUUUCCCGAGAGUUGCAGCAGCGACUCCGAGUCCAGCUCCUACUCGGACCACGCGGCCAACGACUCGGAUUUUGGCUCCAGUUUGUCCAGCUCCAGCAAUUCUGUGUCCUCAGAGGAGGAGGAGGAGGAGGGAGAGGAGGAGGAGGAAGAGGAGGAGGAGGAGGGGGGCAGCGGGGCCUCGGAUUCCAGUGAAGUCAGCUCGGAGGAGGAGGACUCGUCCACCGAGUCGGACUCCAGCUCCGGCUCCAGCCAAGUGUCAGUGCAGAGCAUCCGAUUCAGGCGCACCAGCUUCUGCAAGCCUCCCAGCGUGCAGGCGCAGGCCAACUUCUUGUACCAUCUGGCCUCCGCCGCCGCUGCAACCAAACCCGCUGCUUUCGAGGAUGCCGGCCGACUUCCCGACCUCAAGAGUAGUGUCAAAGCGGAGUCGCCGGAGGAGUGGAAUCUGCAGAGCUGGGCCCCCAAAGCAUCUCCGGUGUACUGCCCGGCCAGCCUGGGGAGUUGUUUCGCGGAGAUAAGGAACGAUAGGGUAUCUGAGAUUACAUUCCCACACUCUGAAAUUUCCAAUGCUGUAAAGAGAACUGACCUGACAAUUAACUGCCUGGCAGAAGGGGCCUCUUCACCUAGCCCAAAGACAAACAAUGCAUUUCCACAACAAAGAAUACUCCGAGAGGCUAGGAAAUGCCUACAAGCAACUCCUACUACACACUGUGCUGAUAACAACACAAUAGCUGCUAGGUUCUUAAAUAAUGAUUCUUCAGGAGCAGAAGCAAAUUCAGAAAAAUAUUCCAAAAUCCUUCAUUGUCCUGAAUUUGCUACGGAUUUGCCCUCUUCGCAGACUGAUCCUGAAGUGAACGCUGCAGGAGCAGCAGCAACUAAAGCCGAGAAUCCCUGCACUGACACAGGCGACAAGACAUUGCCAUUUCUGCACAAUAUUAAAAUCAAAGUAGAAGACAGUAGUGCUAAUGAAGAAUAUGAACCUCACCUUUUUACAAAUAAGCUAAAGUGCGAGUGCAAUGAUACAAAGGGUGAGUUUUACAGUGUGACUGAGAGUAAAGAGGAGGACGCCUUGUUAACCACAGCCAAGGAAGGUUUUGCAUGCCACGAAAAAGAAACUCCUUCCUUAAAUCCACUGGCUCAAAGUCAGGGCCUUCAAUGCACUUUAGGUACUCCAAAACCUGAGGAUGGGGAAUAUAAAUUUGGUGCCAGGGUAAGAAAAAAUUACCGGACACUAGUACUGGGAAAGCGACCUGUCCUUCAGACACCUCCAGUCAAACCAAAUUUGAAAUCAGCUAGAAGCCCUCGUCCUACAGGUAAAACUGAGACACAUGAAGGAACACUGGAUGAUUUUACAGUUAUAAACAGACGCAAAAAGGUAGCCAGCAAUGUAGCAUCAGCAGUGAAAAGGCCAUUUAAUUUCAUGGCAAAUUUUCCUUGUCCACCAUCACUCAUUAUUGGGAGAGAUGGGGAUUUGUGGCCGGCGUAUUCCUUAAACACCACUAAGGAUUCUCAAACUCCUCACAAGGCCCAUCCUAUAUGGAAAUGGCAGCUGGGCGGUUCUGCAAUACCUCUUCCACCUAGUCACAAAUUCAGGAAAUUUAAUUCAUAAAAAUGUUUUGGAAGAUAUUUUCUUGAACCAUAUUACCUUCCUUUUGUUGUAAACUGCACAGGAUGGUUUGUACAAGUCCAUUAAUGUGUUACACCCCCUUUGGAGUCCUGGUUUAUCGCAUUUUGAAGACAGAAAUCGGAUUACUUUUUUUCCG